Coprinopsis cinerea okayama7#130 is the source of this 699-nucleotide messenger RNA. RefSeq lists its product as hypothetical. Bases 1 to 699 code for a protein of 232 amino acids. The record is from RefSeq and is a predicted model, not a curated record. The transcript has 8 exons. Lineage: Eukaryota; Fungi; Basidiomycota; Agaricomycetes; Agaricales; Psathyrellaceae.
AUGAAGGUUACCUUCCUUCUUAACCGUUACAUACCUCCACUAUCAAUCGUCGCUGCUGUGGCAUUCGAGUUUGCCAGCCUACACACCUCCGAGAAGGCCAUCUCAGGUGUUGUCCUCUUUACGACAGCUCUCUCGGAAGUUGUGCUUUUCAUUCGUGUGUACGCCCUUUCAAACCAAAGUCGCCUUACGGCUGCUUUCUUGAUACUGUUCUGGCUGGUACGUGGUCCAGUUUCUUCCCAAACGCCUCUUGAUGAUUCGAGGUGGCAUUUCAUCGCACAGUCGAUUCACAUCUCGGUCUUCGGCAACUGGCUUAAAGCUGCCGAUAUUUACGAGUUGGUCAUGCUACUUUGUCUCUACUUUGGAUUGUCGAAAUUCUGGUUUUCGAAGAAUCGCUUAACACGCACGUUCUCCCGAGACGGAGCAUACUACUUCAUCGUCUUUUCGAUCGUGUCUAUCUUUAACGUGGUCUUCAGCAUCAUCUUUAGGGGGCAAAAGCACCAUUACUUGUCAACUCCUCCAUCUUCGGAAGAAGGCUCGCGAAGAUAUCUCAAUCUCGUUGAGGGCAUCGAGGUUUCUUGGGGAGAAUUCUCCAGAGAUUUCGGCGAGAAUUCGGCAUGGGGGGAAAAUGAUGGCGAGGAGACAUCCGGGCCACCCGGAGUCGAAGCCAAGGGCAGCGGAUUUGCUUCCGCAAAGUUCUAA